AUGGGAGACGUGCCUGUGGAUGCCGCUGCACUUGAUGCGCACUUGUCCUUUUGCAUCAGAUCGAGUCACCAGUCGUCUUUCAGACCUACGUGGGAGACAGUCGGAGAGCCCACGAACUUAGUUUUUCGUCUCCCUGCUGCAAGGGGACCGUUGCCGCUGAUAGCAGGACCUCGAGCUGAAGCGGCAUCUUCCGGGUCCGUCAGUCAGGCCAAGAGACCGGGUGUUUCGGGAGACUCUCCAUUGAAGAUGGCUAAACAUUGGCACGGGAUUUCGUGGGAGUACAAGCUGGAACGAGAGCUGGUCGCGGGUAUCAGGAAGUGGGGUGUGAUUAUUAUGCACUCCCCUCUGAGCUUUGAUAUUGGCCGGCGUCUUCGGGGUGAGCAAAGACUUGAACCACUCAUCUUGGAAAGCCUCGGCCACAUUUUUGCUGGGAAGGCAGCUGGUACUCUGCAUCAGAGGGCUGGUCCGAUGCUUAGGUAUAUCCGCUGGAGUGUUCAGGCCGACAUGGAUCCUUUCCCACUUGAGGAGGGGCAGGUAUACGAGUUUUGCAAGGGUUGCGAGUUUUCUUCUGCCCCGACUUUCUUGAGGAGCUUCAUUGUAUCCAUAUCUUUCGCUGUGCACGUCCUCGGUGUCACAGGUGGAGCCGAUUGCUUGAUCAGCGGUCGGGUGAUUGGCAUAGCGAGGCUCACCUACCUUGCAAAGCGCAAGAAGACUCGGAGGCCGCCACUCACGGUGGCUAUGGUAGCUUUCUUGGAGAACCUUGUUUGUGAUCCGACUGCCAGGGCAAUUGAUCGAAUCUGCCCGGGUUUCUUUCUUUGCUUGGUGUUCAUGCGAGCCCGUUUUUCAGACGGGAUGAACCUUGGAAACUUGCAGUUGGACACUCCGAGUGGUCUAGCCACUGAGGUGGCUGGAUACUUGGAAGGAGAGGUGCUUCGAUCAAAGACGUCUUUCACGACCGAGAGAAAGACGAUGCUUUUGCCCAUGGUCUGCCCACGCUUAGGUGUCACAGGACUCGGUUGGGCAGGAGUGUGGAUGAAGCUCCGGGAGGUUCACAAGAUGCCGACGGGCAGCGGUGUGCCGCUGCUCCCUGGUACAGGAGCUUCGGGAGAAUGGCUACUCGUUCCACCGAGUGCCACUGUAGCUGCGUCCUGGCUUAAGGGCAUUUUGAGCCAAGGAGGUUUUGAUCAUGGGGCUCUCGCCAAAUUGGGCACUCAUUCGUGUAAGUGCACUACCCUCAGCUGGUGCGGUAAAUUUGGUAUCGAUCAAGCGGUGCGUCGUACCCUCGGUUACCACACCGACCGAGCUGCUGCGAUGGUCAUUCUUUACUCUCGUGAUGAGAUUUCGAGUGCUGUGCGAGCUCUGGAGAGAGUCCUUGUUGAAGUCAGGGAGGAUCGUUUCAGGCCUGAUGCCACUCGGAGCGGACAUUUUCCUUGUGAGGUGGCUGCGCCCUCAGCAGAGACAGAGGGUGAUCCUCCCGACUAUGAGUCCAACGGCGGAGUGAGUGAGUCGGAAGAUUCACAGGACGAAGAGGACAACGUUGGCGAUCUCGGAGCCGAGGAACGGGCUCUGGAGGAAAUUGGAGCCCCGUGGAGGCCACAGGGCGCUGCGAGUGAUCGCCGUAUGUUCCGGCACAAACUCUCGAGGAUCAUUCAUUUUGUGGCCGACGAGGCCGGUGCCACUUUUGCAUGUGGAACAAAGAUCUCUUCGAAUUACGUUGAGAUGGACAGUGGAGUUUCCUUCUUGCAUCCUUUGUGCAAGAAGUGCCACCCGGUCCGAUAA
This is a messenger RNA of Symbiodinium sp. CCMP2592, 1779 nucleotides long. NCBI's taxonomy places the organism in Eukaryota, Dinophyceae, Suessiales, Symbiodiniaceae. The record is from the annotation of a GenBank genome assembly.